GGGUCAAUCUGGGGUCAACUAAAGGUCAGGAAGUCAAGGUGUACAUUGAGAGGGAAGGAAUGAGAGAAAGAAAUGAGAGGAAGGGAAAGAGAGAGAGAGAGACAGAGACAGAGACAGCCAGGGUUCAGAGAGGAGAGGAGGUGGGCGGUCUGUCUGCUGGACAUGAAACAGCUCCCACUGCAACCACUUAAUCCUGUCUGUGGGGUUCAACUGGAGUGUUACGGUGUGUGUGUGUGUGUGUCAAAUCAAAUCAAAUUCAAAUCACAUUUUAUUGGUCGCAUACACAUAUUUAGCAGAUGUGAUUGCGGGUGUAGCGAAAUGCUUGUGUUCCUAGCUCCAACAGUGCAGUAAUAUCUAACAAUUCACAACAAUACACAAUAGAGAACAACAACAUGACAGAGAAAUGCAAAAGGCCAUUGAUCUGCUUCUUUAAGUGGUCCAUGGGAAAAGAGGAGGAAUCGAUGGGGCAGCCCUGAACCACCCUCUCUCACACCCGCCCUGCCUCCAUCCCUUCUCCUUCUCCGUCCACAAGUCCCAGGACACACACUCACAUAAUCACACACACACUCACAUAAUCACACACACACAUGGUCAAGGGCAGGAGGACAGGGAGCGUUAGUGCCUGAGUCUCAAACAAUAUUCCUCCCUAAAAUCUGUCCAAUCUCCCCGCCCCAGAGAGAGAGCUGGAGAGACAGCUAAGGAGAGAGCUAGAGUGAGUGAGAGUGUAAGCAAGCGAGCGAUGGAGGGAGAGGGAUGCUAUUUCCAUUAUUCACAAGAUGCAGAUAUUUAGCCUUUCGGUGAUAUCCAUUUUGUGGUAAUCUCCUGCAUAGAAGUGUCUGCUUAUUGAUGCUAUUGUAGAGGACACUUGUUUUCCCUGUCUAACUGAUGGGAGACCUUUACACUGAGACGUAACUGUGAUGAGAGAGAUGGCUGGAUCGUGUUAAAGGCCCAGUGCAGUCAAACAUUUGAUUUUCCUGUGUUUUAUAUACACUACCAGGAAAAAGUUUAGACACACCUACUAAUUCAAAGGUUUUUCUUAAUUUUUACUAUUGUCUACAUUGUAGAAUAAUAGUGAAGACAUCAAAACUAUGAAAUAACAGUAGUAACCAAAUAAGUGUUAAACACUUUUGUCUCCUGAGUGGCGCAGUGGUCUAAGGCACUGCAUCGCAGUGCUAGCUGUGCCACUAGAGUUCCUUGUUCGAAUCCAGGCACUGUCGUAGCCGGCCGUGACCGGGAGACCCAAGGGGCGGCGCACAAUUGGCCCAGGGUAGGGGAGGGAAUGGCUGGCAGGGAUGUAGCUCAGUUGGUAGAGCAUGGUGUUUGCAAUGCCAGGGUUGUGGGUUUGAUUCCCAUGGGGGGGCAGUAUGAAAAAAUAAUAAUAAUGUAUGCACUCACUAACUGUAAGUCGCUCUGGAUGAGAGUGUCUGCUAAAUGACGUAAAAUGUAAAUUUGACAUUCUUCAAAUAGCCACCCUUUGCCUUGAUGACAGCUUUGCACACUCUUGGCAUUCUCUCAACCAGCUUCAUGAGGUAGUCACCUGGAAUGCAUUUCAAUUAACAGGUGUGCCUUCUUACAAGUACAUUUGUGGAAUUUAUUUCCUUCUUAAUGUGUUUGAGCCAAUCAGUUGUGUUGUGACAAGGUAGGGAGGGUAUACAGAAGAUAAACCUAUUUGGUAAAAGACCAAGUCCAUAUUAUGGCAAGAACAGCUCAAAUAAGCAAAGAGAAACGACUGUCCAUCAUUACUUUAAGACAUGAAGGUCAGUAAAAAUGAAAAAUGUCAAGAACUUUGAAAGUUUCUUCAAGUGCUAUGGUGAACCGCUAUGAUGAAACUGGCUCUCAUGAGGACCGCCACAGGAAUGGAAGACCAAGAGUUACCUCUGCUGCAGAGGAUAAGUUCAUUAGAGUUACCAGCCUCAGAAAUUGCAGCCCAAAUAAAUGCUUCACAGAGUUCAAGUAACAGACACAUCUCAACAUCAACUGUUCAGAGGGGACUGUGUGAAUCUGGCCUUCAUGGUCGAAUUGCUGCAAAUAAACCACUACCAAAGGACACCAAUAAUAAGAAGAGACCUGCUUGGGCCAAGAAACACGAGCAAUGGACAUUAGACCGGUGGAAAUUUUUCCUUUGGUCUGGAGUCCAAAUUGGAGAUUUUUGGUUCCAACCGCCGUGUCUUUGUGAGACGCAGUGUGUGUGAACGGAUGAUCUCCACAUGUGUAGAUCCCACCGUAAAGCAUGGAGGAGGAGGUGUUAUGGUGAGGGGGUGCUUUGCUGGUGACACUGUCUGUGAUCUAUUUAGAAUUCAAGGCACACUUAACCAGCAUGGCUACUACAGCAUUCUGUAGCGAUACGCCAUCCCAUCUGGUUUGGGCUUAGUGGGACUAUCAUUUGUUUUUCGACAGGACAAUGACCCAGCACACCUCCAGGCUGUGUAAGGGCUAUUUGACCAAGAAGGAGAGUGAUGGAGUGCUGCAUCAGAUGAUCUGCCCUCCACAAUCCCUCGACCUCAACCCAAUUGAGAUGGUUUGGGAUGAGUUGGACGGCAGAGUGAAGGAAAAUAAGCUAGCAAGUGCUCAGCAUAUGUGGGAAGACUAUUUGGAAAAAGCAUUCCAGGUGAAGCUAGUUGAGAGAAUGCCAAGAGUGUGCAAAGCUGUCAUCAAGGCAAAGGGUGGCUAUUUGAAGAAUCUCAAAUAUAUUUUUAUUUGUUUAACACUUUUUUGGUUACUGCAUGAUUUCGUAUGUGUUAUUUGAUAGUUUUGAUGUCUUCACUAUUAUUCUACAAUAUGGAAAAUAGUAAAAAUAAAGAAAAACCCUUGAAUCAGUAGGUUUGUCCAAACUUUUGACUGGUACUGUAUAUUUCUUUCACACUAUGAGGUUGGAAUAAUACUGUGAAAUUGUAAACAAUUAUGAUAAUUCCCUAUUAGUGUAAAACCUGUUUGAAAGACCGCCUGAAAUUUCAGUCUGUUUUGGCCUUCAUGGUGACAUCACCAUGUAGUAAGUUAGUUAAUAGGCCAAUAAUAAAGAGAGAUCCAAACCUCUCUGCCAAUAACAGCUAAUUUUCACUUUUCACCUCCCCACUCAAACCACUCCCAGACAAUUCUUGCUUGAGAAAUUGCUCUUCGCUAAGAAGCUAUUUUUGUUUCUUUUUGACUAUUUUAAUUGAAAACAAUCACAGUAAUGUACUUCAUUGUUACUCAGGAAUUAUUUGAUAUUGAGAUAAAAAUAGCUGCGUUGGACCUUUAAUAACCAGCUCACCCUCCCUGUCCGUGUGUGUCUGUGCGUGCAUGUGUGCGCGUGUGUGUGUGCGUGCAAGAGGGUGCAUGCUCGCGAGUGUGUGUGGCUGAUAAAGCUAUCCUGGCCGCGGGGAUACUAAUGAAUGCAUGUGUUAAAGGCCUGCAUGUUAACAGAUAAUAAUAGUGUGGAUGUCAGGUGAGAAUGAAACACAUCUGUAAGGAGCACACUCUGAACUAACACUGAACUAAUACAGCUCUAUCAGAUACACACUCAGUCACCUAAGGCUGGACCAGGGUUGGAGCGGACAUAGCUCUGUCUUAGUGAGCUAGUCAGAGCCAUUUCUUUUGUCUUAAUACAAGGCUCUGGAGCUAGUGAUUGGGCGCACUUAGUGCUAGGCUGAGAACAGAUACAAUACCAAGUCGUAGCUGGUCCAAUCCUAGUUAACAAUUUCUUGCCCCUUCUCUCCCUUUCUUUCUUCCCUCUCUCUCCCUCCCUCCUCCCUCCCUCUGUCUUCUAACAGUGUUAAGUGUUGGAGCAGGACCUGGUGAUAUUUUUUAUCUGAUAAUAAUGAUUUUGUGCCUGGUCCACCUCUAGUCCUGCAUUAGCUACUUUUAGGUGAGACACACAAAGUUUCUCUCACACACAUGUGCACAUGCUCGCGCUCACACACACGCACGUAGGCAAGCACAUGAACACACUGUCCAGUCCAUAUUGUCCACAAUAAUGAAAUCUAGCUUGGCCCUUCACUCUUUCGCAAUGUGUCUAAGAGUGUGUGUGUCCAGGCAUGAAUGUGACAGUAGUGUGUUUUUAAAAGGAGCGCUCAGUGUGGGGUCUCAAAGCAGGACCGCAGGGUUAUCGUGUGUUGAACAAUGAGUGUGUGUGUGUUUGUGUGUGUCACUAUAUGAUAAGACACGUUUCUGGGUUGAAAUUCCAGAUCACUUUUCAGAAGUUAUUAAUGGCAUGUCACACAUACACGGCUUCGGGCACACCCUGCGUGAACAUUGGGAAAUGAACAGGUUGGUGUUCAGACAUUUACAUUUACAUCAUUUAGCAUACGCUCUUAUCCAGAGCGACUUACAAAUUAGUGCAUUCAACUUAUGGUAGCCAGUGGGACAACUUGAAGGGGUCUGUAAACCCGGCGUGAUCGGGUUGAGAAUUCACAAAAACGUACCCGGGAAUGAACAGCGUCUCAAGUUUCCUGAUGUGUACUGCAGGGAACGUACAUCACUCUUCCCCACCGGAUUGAAACUCUUGCAAACCUACAAUACCAACUCUCCCACCUCAUAUAAAUCCUACAAAACCUUGCCGUGAGGAAGGCGUCAUGGUAUGCAUACUAGGUGAUGAAAAUGCUAGCUGGAAAAUGCAGGAUAAUAUUAUUGCUGAUUUGCUACCCCAGCUGCCGUUGUCAACACUAAAACAAUCUUUAGGCUGGUUACAAAAGAUAUCGUUACUCUGUGUUGUUACUAUCAAACAUCCACAUGCCAAACUAUGGUUUCCCAUACUGGACAAACUGGUGAAACACAUAUGCUUCCCUGCAAGGAGCUAGUAACGUUAACGUUAGGCUAUGCAAUUCUACUUUUCCAAACAUUCAAACUCAUUUUCACAUUAUACAUUCAGAACAAUCUAAAAAACGAAUGAGUUAAAUUGCAUUCUUUACAUUGACGGAAAAACUGUCAACCAUUAUACACAAAUGAGUAGGCCUAACAUUAGCUAGGUAGCUAGCUAGACACAUCACAAAAUUCAAGUCAAGUCUAUUUUUCAUAUUUUUACAUUUAGCAGACGCUCUUAUCCAGAGCGACUUACAGUUAGUGAGUGCAUACAUUUUUCAUACUGGCCCCCCGUAGGAAACGAACCCACAACCCUGGCGUUGCAAGCGCCAUGCUCUUCCAACUGUGCUACAGGGGACAUAUGCACAGAAUACACUGGCUGGGCAGUAUACCGGUAUUCAUUCAUGGACUGGUUUUGAUUUUUACUUUACCUUCUAUAGCAGCAUUUUAAUGUUUGAUUUUUUACAUUCAAUAUAUAUAUUUUCAAAUCAUCCGUUUUUAUCGCCAGAAAGAACUGCCUUCAGCAGAGGACUAGGGAUGGGUCAUUUGUGAACGAACAGCUCUUUUUGAACUGAUCUUUUUGGUGAACGUCGGGAACCGAAUCGCAUCGGUAAAAGAGCUGUUCACAUGGCUCCCUUAUUUGCAUAAAGCUACUACUGCUUUUUGAGCUAAAUAAGUUACAAAAUAAUUAUCUAAAGAGGGUAAAUCCUCACUGCAGAAACAAUAAAUAGUGGGGAGAUCGCCAUCUAACAAUUUGGCCAGGUAAAAAUGUAGUUGAAUGUGCAUUUCACGAUCUGACAUAAUGCUAGCCUACUUUUUGGCCUUUACAUUGGAGAUGUGAUAUUUUUUUAUGGUUCUAGGUAGACUUGUAAGGAUUUUGAAUGAAGAGCCAUUUGGGAGCCAAAUGAUCCAGCUCUUUUUACGUGAACGGAGCCAAAUGAGCCGGCUCACCGAAAAGACUCAGAAUGCGCUUCACUACGGAGAACUGAGGAAGUUUGCUUGCAAGAUCAACAAGUUAAAAAAACUUUGGCCGUAAAGACCCCCAAAAAUCAGGCGACUACCUAGUGGCGAAAGUAAGAACUGCAGUCAAAUAGGCCAGAAUAAUAAUGCUGAAAGGAAAGUCAUUAUUAUUAUUAUAAUAUUUUUAUAGAGGCAUACUAAAAAAUAUAUUUACAUGACAGUGUGUGAAUGAUAAAUAACUAUGCAAAUGGAAACCAUUGGUCGAGUAACAGAGUAAGGCUACAAAAUAGGAUUUUGAUUCCUAUGCAAUGUUCUACAAAUAGGACUACUUCACUGUCAGUUUUGUCCUUCUAUUAUUUUUGGUUUAACAGUAAAAUAAUCAGAAUGGAGAAAGCACAUUAAAACCACUUAGAAUUCAUUUGUUUCCAUCCUAGGUCCAUUCACUACCUAUAAAGCAUCAUUAUAACUUUUAUAAUUAAGAAACAUCAAAUACCGUCAUAGCGCCAAAAAUGAGAAAAUACAGUGAUAUGAUAUAGUAUUUUGGCCAUAUUGACCAGCCCUAGAUACACAUGGUGUACAACCAGGGCUCUUCAAACCUGUUCCUGGAGAGCUAACUUCCUGUAAGUUUUCAAUCAAACUCCAGUUGUAACUAACCUGAUUCAGUUUAUCAACCAGCUAAUUAUUAGAAUCAGAUGCACUAGAUUAGGGUUGGAGCGAAAACCUACAGGACGGUAGCUCUCCAGGACGAGUGUUGGAGAGCCCUGGUGUACACAAUACAUUACAAUGAAAAGUUUACUUACACAUGCAGCGAUCUGCAAAGAAAUUACCACUCACCUUAGAAAAUACCCGGAAACACCUUUUUUCAUGCAGUGUGUGUGUGCAGUGUGUGGGUGUAGUGUGUGGGUGCGUCCAUGUGUGCGUGUGUAUGUAAAUGUCUCAUUAGAUUGGGGCCCGGGGUGUCAGGGUCACCUGGAAGUCAACUGGCCCUAAUUGGGCUGCUGUUGCCCCGGCAACCAGCUGGAAGGGACAGAGUGUGAUCUGACCUGCUGGAGGGGCCAUGUCACCUCUUUUCCAGGCCGCCGCUCUGACACACACACACACACACACACACACACACACACACACACACACACACACACACACACACACAAGCGUACAUUAAGGCAUGCAUACAAUCACAGAUGUGCACACACACACAGACGUACCAUACCUUAACACACUUUCACUUGACCUCCCUCUCACACAUGUACAGUACACACCCUCACACAGACAAAUGCACACAUAAUCACACGGAGACACAGAGAGUCACACACACUCCCACACUGUCACUUUCCUUGUCCUCCCACACAUUAUCUCUGGCUGUGUUAUUCUUGGAAUGCAGGGAAUGAGGAAACGCUGUGGAACAUUAAAGAGUAGAAGGACUAGGUCAGACAGACAGACAGAGGCAGACAGACAGGGGCAACCAUGUCCCUGAGUUUUUUGGGGGGGUUGUCUAGCAACCAGUUCCUGCUCUCUUUAAGAAAAUCCCAAAAUGUCAAGGUGAUAAAGAGAAGUGAGAAGAACAACUACACUCUUAGAAAAAUGGAUUCCAAAAAGGUUAUUCGGCUGUCCUCAUAGGAUAACUCUUUUUGGUUCCAGGUAAAACGAUUUUUGGUUCCAGGUAGAACCAUUUUGGGAAAAGGUUCUACAUGGAACCCAAAACGGUUCUACCUGGAAUCAAAAAGGGUUCUUCAUAGGGUUCUCCUAUGGGGACAGCCAAAGAACCCUUUUAGGUUCUAGAUAGCACCUUUUUUUCUAAGAGUGUACCCCUCUGUUCCCUCUCUUUCUCUACCUCCUCUCCUCCCUGUAUCUAUCUUUAUUUUCCCAUCACUCAUCCUGUCUUUUUCCUCUCCUUUUCCUCUCCCUGAAGCUCUCUAUCUUCUUUCGUUCUAUGUUCUAAGAAUAAAUCCUCUUUCUUUUUCUCCUCAACUCUCUCUCGCUCUUCCUUGUGUGUUGUUACAGUAAAUGUCUAUGUGUCUUUGUCUGUGCAGGUGAAUGAGAUUUACCAUGACCACACUCUGGGAGCCAGGAUCAACGUGGUGCUAGUACGAAUCAUCAUGCUGGGCUAUGGGAAGGUAAAAGACUGUUUUUGUGAAUGUGUGUUAGCCUAUAUAUCCUUUUUACAGGUUGUUUUGACUAUGGAAAGAAAAUCCAUGUUUUUAAUCUACUUCAGGUUUGAUUGAGUUGAGCCUCUGUUUUAUGAACCUGUUCCUGAAAGGCUGCAGCCAUGUUAUAUUUUAUGGAGCAUUUUCUGCAGCCCUACACACACACACACACACACACACACAACCCUCUCUGCACUCACCGAGGCCUACAGCCUGUUAUUCCAGUGGACUGAGCAAAAGAGGAACUAAAAGCAUGUGGAUCCCAGGGGAGGGUUUUCAAAGUCACACGCCUUCACAGUUCAUCACCAAAGCACAUAGAAACACUGCCGUUAUGCAACUGGCUUUUUCCCUGGUGGGCUGGAGCACGGAAUCAUGGGAAGUCCAGACAAAGAUAAACAAUCAAUGAUAGCCUUCCCUCAUUCAUAAACAACCAGACAGACUGGCGGAUGCUGCUCUGUAAUUCUAUCAUCCAUCUAUCUUGAUUAGAUUAGAUUAGAAGUUGAAUAGUCACAUGUACAGGGUUGCAGGUGUAAUUACAGGGUACAGUGGAAAUCUUAAGCUCUGAGCUCCAACAAUGCAUCCCAAAGUGAAAUAAAAACUAUAAAUGUAAAAUAAAGAAUAUAAAUCAAUAUAAAUAAAAUAUAUACAUAUUAACACUGUAACAAUGGAAAAUGUCCAUUGGGGCGGGGGGGGCAGGAGGGGGGAGCAGGUAUCUGACUAAUUCAGCAGCCUGAUGGUCUGGGGGGUAGAAGCUAUUGGCCAGUCUUCCAGUUUUUGCCAUGAUGCUCCUGUACUGCCCGCUUCUUAGUGAUGGAAGCAGGGAGAACAGGCCAUGGCUUGGGUGGCUGGGGUCCCUAAUUAUCUUCUUGGCCUUCCUGCGACACCUGGUGUUGUAGGUGUCCUGGAGGGCAGUCAGUGGGCACCAAAUGGUGCGUUCUGCAGCGCCCUGCGGUCCGUGGCAGUGGAGCUCUCGGUGGUGCUCCUGUAGAACACUAUGAGGGCCCUCUGGGACAGACUGCAUUUCUUCAGCAUCCUGAGGUUGAAGAGUCGCUGUCGUGCCUUUUUCACCACGGUGUCCAUUUCAGCUGCUCGGAGAUGUGUACGCAGAGGAACUUGAAGUUUUUGACCGUCUCCACAGCGGCCCCUUGGAUGGGGGCUUGCCCAGCCUGAUUCCUCCUGAAGUCCACAGUCAGCUCCUUUGUUUUGCUGACAUUGAGGGAGAGGUUGUUUACAUGGACCCACGCCAUUAGAGUGCCUACCUCCUCCCUGUAGGCCAUCUCGUCAUUUUUGGUAAUCAGGCCUACUGCUGUCGUGUCGUCAGCAAACUUGAUGAUGGAGUUGGAACUGUGUGAGGCCACGUGGUCGUGGGUAUACAGGGAGUACAGGAGGGCACUGAGGACGCACCAUUGUGGGGCCCCCGUGUUGAGAAUCAGUGUCGAGGAGCUAAUGUUGCCUACCUUCACCAGCUGGGGGCGGCCUGUCAGGAAGUCCAGGACCCAGUUGUAUAGGGAUGAGUUUAGACCCAGGGCUGUGAGCUUUGUGGUGAGCUUAGAGGGCACUAUGGUAUUGAAGGCCGAGCUGUAGUCGAUGAACAGCGUUCUCACAUGUGCAUUCCUUUUGUCGAGAUAGGUGAGGGCAGAGGGCAGUUUGCAGUGCAAUGGCGAUUGCGUCGUCAGUGGAUCUGUCAGGGCGGUAGGCGAAUUUGACAGGGUGAGUGUGUCGGGAGGGAGGAGGUGAUUUGAUCUUUGACUAGCCUCUCAAAACGCUUCAUAAUGACGGAUGUGAGUGCUAUGGGUCGGUAGUCAUUCAGUUCAGUUACUUUCCCUUUCUUGGGCACUGGGAUGAUAGUGGACAUGUUGAAGUAGGUCGGGAUAGUGGCCUGAGCUAGAGAGAGAUAAAGAAUGUCAGAAAACACCACAUGCUCUGAGGGCUCGGCUAGGGAUGCCAUCUGGGCCGGCAGCCUUGCGAGGGUUAACACACUCUAUCUAUCAAUCUAUCUACAGUGAAUUCGGAAAGUAUUCAGACCCUUUGACUUUUUCCACAUUUUGUUACAGCCUUAUUCUAAAAUGGAUUAAAAUGUUUUUCCCCCCUCAUCAAUCUACACACAAUACCCCAUGAUGACAAAGCAAAAACAGGUUUUUGAAAUUGUUGCAAAUGUAUAAAAAAAACUACAACUGAAAUAUCACAUUUACAUAAGUAUUCAGACGCUUUACUCAGUACUUUGUUGAAGCACGUUUGGCAGUGAUUACAUCAUCGAGUCUUCUUGGAUAUAACGCUACAAGCUUGGCACACCUGUAUUUGGUGAGUUUCUCCCAUUCUUCUCUGCAGAUCCUCUCAAGCUCUGUCAGGUUGGAUGGUGAGAGUCGCUGCACAGCUAUUGUCAGGUCUCUCUGGAGAUGUUCGAUCGGGUUCAAGUCUGGGCUCUGGCUGGGCCACUCAAGGACAUUCAGAGACUUGUCCCGAAGCCACUUCUGCGUUGUCUUGGCUGUGUGCUUAGGGUCGUUGUCCUGUUGGAAGGUGAACCUUCGCCUCAGUCUGAGGUCCUAAGCGCUCUGGAGCAGGUUUUCAUCAAGGAUCUCUCUGUACUUUGCUCCGUUCAUCUUUCCCUCGAUCCUGACUAGUCUCCCAGUCCUUGCUGCUGAAAAACAUCCCCACUGCAUGAUGCUGCCACCACCAUGCUUCACUGUAGGGAUGGUGCCAGGUUUCCUCAAGACGUGACGCUUGGCAUUCAGACCAAUGAGUUCAAUAUUGGUUUCAUCAGACCAGAGAAUCUUGUUUCUCAUGGUCUGAGAGUCCUUUAGGUGCCUUUUGGCAAACUCCAAGCGGACUGUCAUGUGCCUUUUACUGAGGAGUGGCUUCCAUCUGGCCACUCUACCAUAAAGGGCUGAUUGGUGGAGUGCUGCAGAGAUGGUUGUCCUUCUGGAAGGUUUCUCCCAUCUCCACAGAGGAACUCUGAAGCUCUGUCAGAGUCACAAUCGGGUUCUUGGUCAACUCCCUGACCAAGGCCCUUCUCCCCCGAUUGCUCAGUUUGGCCGGGAAGCCAGCUCUAGGAAGAGUCUUGGUAGUUCCGAACUUCUUCAAUUUAAGAAUGAUGGAGGCCACUGUGUUAUUGGGGACCUUCAAUGCUGCAGACAUUUUUUGGUACACUUCCCCAGAUCUGUGCCUCGACACAAUCCUUUCUUGGAGCUCUACGGACAAUUCCUUCGACAUAAUGGCUUGAUUUUUGCUCUGACAUGCACUGUCAACUGUGGGACCUUAUAUAGACAGGUGUGUGCCUUUCCAAAUCAUGUCCAAUCAAUUGAAUUUACCACAGGUGGACUCCAAUCAAGUUGUAGACACAUCUGGAAACAGGAUGCACCUGAGCUCAAUUUUGAGUCUCAUAGCAAAGGGUCUUAAUACUUAUGUAAAUAAGGUAUUUCAGUUAAUUUUUUAUUUUUUAUGCAUUUGCAAAAACAUCUAAAAACCUGUUUUCAUAAUGGGGUAUUUUAGAAUAAGGCUGUAACGUAACAAAAUGUGGAAAAAGGGAAGGGGUCUGAAUACUUUCCGAAAGCACUCUAUUUACAGUGCCUUCGGAAAGUAUUUAGACCCCUUGACUAUUUCCACAUUUUGUUAGGUUACAGCCUUAUUCUAAAAUUGAUUAAAUUGUUUUUUCCCCCUCAUCAAUCUACACACAAUACCCCAUAAUGACAAAGCAAAAACAGGUUUUUAGAAAUGUUUGCUAAUUUUGUAUUUUGUAUUUCAUCCAUUUUAGAAUAAGGCUGUAACGUAACAACAUUUUGAAAAAGUCAAGGGGUCUGAAUACUUUCAGAAGGCACUAUCUAUCUAUCUAUCUAUCUAUCUAUCUAUCUAUCUAUCUAUCUAUCUAUCUAUCUAUCUAUCUAUCUAUCUAUCUAUCUAUCUAUCUAUCUAUCUAUCUAUCUAUCUAUCUAUCUAUCUAUCUAUCUAUCUAUCUAUCUAUCUAUCUAUCUAUCUAUCUAUCUAUCUAUCUAUCUAUCUAUCUAUCUAUCCUUCCCUUCGGUUGACACUAUCUGGCCAAGCUGCAAAUCGGAAGUUCUACAAUUUAUCUUUUUUAAAUUUUAAACCUAACCCUAACCUAACCUAAACCACACUGCUAACCGUAUGCCUAACUUUAACCUUUCCUUCUACUCUCCUUUCUCUGUCUCAAUGGAAGUUUUCAGAGUACAGACAUACAGUGCCUUGCAAAAGUAUUCAUUCCCCUUGGCGUUUUUCCUAUUUUGUUGCAUUACAACCUGUAAUUUAAAUGGAUUUUUAUUUGGAUUUCAUGUAAUGGACAUACACAAAAUAGUCCAAAUUGGUGUAGUGAAAUGAAAAAAAUUACAUUUUUUUUAUUUUUAUAAAUAAAUAACAGAAAAGUGGUGCGUGCAUAUGUAUUCACCCCUUUGCUAUGAAGCCCCUAAAUAAGAUCCGGUGCAACCAAUUACCUUCAGAAGCCACAUAAUUAGUUAAAUAAAGUCAACCUGUGUGCAAUCUAAGUGUCACAUGAUCUGUCACAUGAUCUCAGUAUAUAUACACCUGUUCUGAAAGGCCCCAGAGUCUGCAACACCACUAAGAAAGGGGCACCACCAAGCAAGCGGCACCAUGAAGACCAAGGAGCUCUUCAAACAGGUCAGGGACAAAGUUGUGGAGAAGUACAGAUCAGGGUUGGGUUAUAAAAAAUAUCAGAAACUUUGAACAUCCCACGGAGCACCAUUUAAAUCCAUUAUUAAAAAGGAAAGAAUAUGGCACCACAACAAACCUGCCAAGAGAGGGCCGCCCACCAAAACUCACGGACCAGGCAAGGAGGGCAUUCAUCAGAAUGGCAACAAAGAGACCAAAGAUAACCCUGAAGGAGCUGCAAAGCUCCACAGCGGAGAUUGGAGUAUCUGUCCAUAUGACCACUUUAAGCCGUACACUCCACAGAGAUGGGCUUUACGGAAGAGUGGCCAGAAAAAAGCCAUUGCUUAAAGAAAAAAAUAAGCAAACACAUUUGGUGUCUGCCAAAAGCCAUGUGGGAGACUCCCCAAAUAUAUGGAAGAAGGUAUUCUGGUCAGAUGAAAUUGAGAUUUUUGGCCAUCAAGGAAAACACUGUGUCUGGCGCAAACCCAACACCUCUCAUCACCCCGAGAACACCAUCCCCACAGUGAAGCAUGGUGGUGGCAGCAUCAUGCUGUGGGGAUGUUUUUCAUUGGCAGGGACUGGGAAACUGGUCAGAAUUGAAGGAUUGAUGGAUUGCGCUAAAUACAGGGAAAUUCUUGAGGGAAACUUGUUUCAGUUUUCCAGAGAUUUGAGACUGGGACGGAGGUUCACCUUCCAGCAGGACAAUGACCCUAAGCAUACUGCUAAAGCAACACUAGAGUGGUUUAAGGGGAAAUAUUUAAAUGUCUUGGAAUGGCCUAGUCAAAGCCCAGACCUCAAUCCAAUUGAGAAUCUGUGGUAUGACUUAAGAUUGCUGUACACCAGCGGAACCCAUCCAACUUGAAGGAGCUGGAGCAGUUUUGCCUUGAAUAAUGGGCAAAAAUCCCAGUGGGUAGAUGUGCCAAGCUUAUAGAGACAUACCCCAAGAGACUUGCAGCUGUAAUUGCUGCAAAAGGUGGUUCUACUAAGUAUUGAUUUUGGGGGGGUGAAUAGUUAUGCACGUUCAAGUUUUCUGUUUUUUUUUGUGUCUUAUUUCUUGUUUGUUUCACCCCAAAAAUUAUUUUGCAUCUUCAAAGUGGUAGGCAUGUUGUGUAAAUCUAAUUAUACAAACCCCCCAAAAAUCAAUUUUAAUUCCAGGUUGUAAGGCAACAAAAUAGGAAAAAUGCCAAGGGGGGUGAAUACUUCCGCAAGCCACUGUACACCCACACACACACACACACACACACACACACACACACACUCCUUGACCAGCUCUCGUGGCCCCGCCUCUAUCCGCAUGCAGCUCAGGCCAAGGCUCUGGCUGUCCAUCAUCCCCAAUUACCUUGGCAACAGAGAAGUGCAUGGCCAGCCUACAGAUUGGCCGAGUGACCCUGAACACACACAUACAAACACACACACAAACACACACACAAACACAUACACAGAUGUAUGUUAGUUCACCACGUACAUUGCUUACUCAAUAAUUUGACCAGAGAGGCGGUCAUAUGUCUUCACUGCAGGACAGAGAGGCAGAAUUGAACUGUACAAUGUGUAUGUGUGAAAAUAGAAAGUGAGGGUGGGGGGGGGGGGGGGGGGGGGGGGGGGGGGGGGGGGGGAGAGAGAAGAAAAAGGAGUGGCUGACACAGUGAGAAAGAACAGGAGAGGUGACGGAGAGAGAGAGAGAAUGUAGGUCUAUAUGUGGGAGUAUGUAUUAUUUUUGGAAAAUGUAACCAUUGCAUAAGAAAUUCAUAUUUCUGUAAGUAUGUAUAUUUGGGUUCAUAUGUAAAAAAUAAAUUGUUGUGAAUUUCACAGAAUCAGGAAAUGCAGUAUUGGAUGUAAGAAAAAUGACUUUGCAGUAGGAGAAUAUGUGUACAUCUUAAAAUGCGUAUCGUUUUGUCUAAGGCAAGCAUGUAAGUACCCUAUAACACCAAAGGUAUUUUAGCUCACCUUGGCACCUUGCGGGUCCACCCUGUGGCCGACUGCUACUGCAAUACUGACAUCUGCUGGACACAUCAGGAAUAGCAUUAUACAUUUAGAGCCGCUCUUGUCACUGACUGAGCCUGAUUGAAGAGACACAUGAACUUCUGACUGAACAUCUGCUACAAUAUUUUCUCCUCUGUCCUUUUCUUCUCUGUCUCUGUCUCUCUCUCUCUGUCUCUCUCUCUGUCUCUCUCUCGCUCUCGCUCUCUAUAGUCUAUGAGUCUGAUAGAGUUGGGGAACCCAUCUCAGAGUCUGGAGAAUGUGUGUCGCUGGGCCUUCCUGCAGCAGAAACAGGACACAGGAGAUGCAGAGUACCACGACCACGCUAUAUUCCUCACACGACAGGAGUUCGGGCCUACCGGCAUGCAGGGUAACACACACACACAAACGUACAUAUGGUUUUGUUCUGUUGUGUUGUUGCGUAUGGUUUAGUGGUGUUUAGUGAAGUCAGAGUGAGAGCAGGCUAGCAGCAUGUCUCGAGGGAGUUCUGUAGCUCUAAAGCAGUGGUCUACAGCAGCCCUUCAGCUGCCCUUGGCUUGAGCCUUGAGCUAGAGAGAAAAUCAAUACACUACAGCCACAGCCCUGCUAGAAAGAACACAACGCGGAGAGACUACAGUCACAGACCUGCUAGAAAGAACACAACACGGAGAGACUACAGUCACAGACCUGCUAGAAAGAACACAACACGGAGAGACUACAGUCACAGACCUGCUAGAAAGAACACAACACGGAGAGACUACAGUCACAGACCUGCUAGAAAGAACACAACACGGAGAGACUACAGUCACAGACCUGCUAGAAAGAACACAACACGGAGAGACUACAGUCACAGACCUGCUAGAAAGAACACAACACGGAGAGACUACAGUCACAGACCUGCUAGAAAGAACACAACGCGGAGAGACUACAGUCACAGACCUGCUAGAAAGAACACAACACGGAGAGACUACAGUCACAGACCUGCUAGAAAGAACACAACACGGAGAGACUACAGCCACAGCCCUGCUAGAGAGCACAGAGAGAGACUACAGCCACAGACCUGCUAGGGAGAACAGAGAGACUACAGCCACAGACCUGCUAGAGAGAACAGAGAGACUAUAGCCACAGACCUGCUAGGGAUAACAGAGAUACUAUAGCCACAGACCUGCUAGAGAGAACAGAGAGACUACAGAAACGGACCUGCUAGCCUAUAGAGAGAACAGACCAAUGAGAGAACGUGACAGAGACUGUAUGUACUCUGAGAGAGCCGUACAAGAGACUUGCUACUUGUUCAAAUGUGACCACAGUGCUUCAUGCAAUGUCUCUCUCUCUCUCUCUCUCUCUCUCUCUCCAUCAUCCAUCCAUCCAUCCAUCCAUCCAUCUCUCGCUCCAUCCCUUCUUCAGGUUAUGCUCCAGUAACAGGGAUGUGUCACCCAGUGAGGAGCUGUACUCUGAAUCACGAGGAUGGUUUUUCUUCUGCCUUUGUGGUAGCCCACGAGACAGGACAUGUGUGAGUACAUACACACUACUGAUUUUCGGGUCAGCUGUUUGUUCAACUGCACCCUACCACAACCACCCGACUAUAUGUAAGAAAGUUCAAAUCUGAAGCCCGUACCCGACCCACACCCGCAAAUAUAGAAAAUGCAUUGUACAGUUCCCUUUUUUUCUCUUGAAAAUGUUUUGAACAAUUAUGUUUUUCUUAAAAAUUUCUUCAUUUAUUUCCUGAAUAUUUUUCUGCCCAAAUUCCCAAAAUCAUUUGGCGAUUGGUGUGUAUUUGGUGCGCGUACAAUUUGGCGUAUAUUUGGUCCUAAAGCUUAGGCUUACACACUAAUGCCAGAUUAAAAUAAUGAAAGAAAAACCUCAAUGUAGCCUAUAGAUAUAAAUUGCACAAUAAUUAUAGAUUUAUAAAUUGUUUUAAUGCAUCGUUUUCUCUUUAUUCAACCCGCCCGCCCUUCACACACACACACACACACACUUUAUAUCCACAAUGAAACAUUAAAUUAGAUACAUAUACCUGUCCACAUAUUGAUGAAUUCCCCUCUGCCCUCCCCCUUUCUCCUUCCCCCAGGCUGGGUAUGGAGCACGAUGGCCAGGGGAAUCGCUGUGGAGACGAGGUGCACAUGGGGAGCAUCAUGGCCCCGUUGGUUCAAGCUGCCUUCCACCGCUUCCAUUGGUCACGCUGUAGCCAGCAGGAGCUAGGACGAUACCUACAGUGAGUCUAGCACACACCUACUGUAUACAUACACAAACUCACGCAGGCACUCAAGCAUGCACACACACACGCACAUAAACACACUUACACACAUUACAACUUGUUUAAAUUCCUUUUCACCAGAACUGAAUGACUCCAACAUCAAACAAACAAACAAACGGAACUCCACUUUAAUAGGGCUGUCAGUGUUCACAUCAUACAGAGCUUUUAUUAACAACUAUUUCUCCCAUAUAAAAACUAAUGCAGCCUGAAGAAGGGUCCUAAACUGAAAUUAUUAGAUUGUUCCAAACAACAAAUGUAAAAACAGAAUCGCAGCACUCUGUUUUUAUUCACUGAAUAUAAAACCUGAAAUUAAUAUGACAGCACUGUUAGCUCACAAUGUCUCUUUUGACUCCCCCAGAUCCUACGAAUGUCUUCGUGAUGACCCCUACGAACAUAACUGGCCGUCCCUGCCCAGACUUCCUGGUCUGCACUACUCCAUGAACGAACAGUGUCGCUUCGACUUCGGCGUGGGCUACAUGAUGUGUACCGCGGUAAGAACUCCCCAAAGGAACAAGUGGUAUACUAACAUAUGCACUAACUACUGCUAAUACCAAUAUAUACGUAGUAGGUUAAUAUAUGUUAACAGAGUACCCAGAGUAGUGGUGCCUGUAGUUGAAAAGCCACCCACUUGACUUCAGAACCACUUCACAAUUCAGUCCCCAAUGAUACUGUGAUGAACAGGGUUACAUGGAUAAUAUCCACACAGGAAUACAAUACAAGUCCUCACUCCUCACUGAAGUCCCUACUGAUAAACACUGAGUAUACAAAACAUUAAGAACACCUGCUCCUUCCAUGACAUAGACUGACCAGGUGAAUCCAGGUGAAAGCUGCGAUCCCUUAUUGAUGUCACUUGUUAAAUUCACUUCAAUCAGUGUAGAUAAAGGGGAGGAGACAGGUUAAAGAAGGAUUUUUAAGCCUUGAGACAAUUGAGACAUGGAUUGUGUAUGUCUGCCAUUCAGAGGGUGAAUGGGCAAGACAAAAUAUUUAAGUGUCUUUGAACGGGGUAUGGUUGUAGGUGCCAAGUGCAUCUGUUUGUGUCAAGAUCUGCAAUGCUGCUUGGUUUUUCACGCUCAACAGUUUACAGUGUGUAUCAAGAAUGGUCCACCACCCAAAGGACAUCCAGCCAACUUGACACAACUGUGGGAAGCAUUGGAGUCAACAUAGGCAAGCAUCCCUGUGGAAAUCUUUCGACACCUUGCAGAUCCAUGCUCCGAUGAAUUGAGGCUGAUCUGAGGGAAAAAGGGGGGGGGGGGGUGUAACUCAAUAUUAGGAAGGUGUUCCUGAUGUUUGGUAUACUCAGUGUAAGUCCCCACUUGAAUAGGUCCAUCCCGCAAAGUAUCUUGACACUGACUGAAGAUCUUAUCUUUUUAGACAGCUUGUCUUUUUAUCUCGGGAGCUGUUUUGUGAUAGAGAGAUGAGAGUUGAGCUGACCUACUCUUUGCAGGGUUUUGCACUCAUUGCUAGAUUACCCUUUAUUCUCUUGUCAAACCAUUCAUUCCUUUAGCUGCAAAAGGUGGGCCAGGCUGGAACACAGGUAAGGUUUACCCCCCUACCCUCCCCCAAACCCCCCCUCGGAGCGAUCUGGCCACUUUCUUUUCUUCUGAUUGAUUAUCGGUAUGGUUGUCGUCGUUACUUGUUUAUCUUCCGUUCUUUCGUUCUGCCCAUCGUCACAUUAUCGUGACUGACAUGUGUUCUGCAGAAUUCUAAACAUAUACUUUUUUGGUUUUCAUUUAGUGCCAAAAAGAAAAAGAGAAAAGUAAAAUCUGGAUUUCUCCCAAACAGCUUUCCUGGAUCCCAUAGCCAGAAAAAGUCAACCAUAGCAAAUGAACUCAACACUGACACACACACGGCGCCUAUUACUGUAAAUCUAUGUGUCACUAUUUGGCCAUUCAGAAAGCGAUAUUGGCACAGAUAUUGGAAAAGGGGUGGGAAGAAAGAGAAAUAGAAGUCCUUUCCAGGCAGAAAGAAAGGUCUGGAGUGAGAGCUGCUUUUCUAUGUUCAGGUUUAGGAUCCUGCAGUGUCGCGUGCCAGCCUACCAGGCUGAUGCCAUCAGUGCCAACCGCAGGUUGACCUUUGACCCUGUUGUGACCAACAACUGGAGGGGUCACCUGAGGUCAUUCUGGGUAGAGAGUCUGGGUCGGCUUUGUUAUUGUGGAAAGGGGGACAGAGGGGGGAACAGAGGGAAACGGGUGAAAGAAAGAAGAGGCAGAGACUCCAUUUAGAAAUUAUUAGAACUUUCAGUUAAUUGUACCCAAAAUCCAUUAGAGGCAUGGAACAUAAAACUGAAGAAGGACAACAUUAUCCUACUCUGUUGGGCACCAAUUAUAGGUCAUUUUGACCUUUUGACAUUUGACCUCUUACUCCUCAUCUUCUGCUCUCCCUGCGCUCCUCUCUGACCCCACAGAGCUGCAGGUUCUCUCAGUCAGAGAGUCUCUCUCGCCUCAUCCUCUUUGGUUUUGUCUGCAUGCUCUUUGGCUUCCUGAACAACCAUGUUGUUGUAACAGUGAAACAGUGACGGACUACUACAGUACACUACCGUCUGGACUCUUAUGUUAUUGUGGUUUUGUAUAUUUUCUUGUACAUGUGCAGUACAGUCAAUGCUCCAGUUGAUCUGUUCUCUCUGGUGUAGUAGGUCUGAGGUGAUUUCUGGAAAGUUCUGUGAUGCUAGCUCCUCCCAGUGUCUGAGGUGAUUUCUGGAAUGUUCUGUGACGCUAGCUCCUCCCAGUGUCUGGGUGUCUGUAUAUGAGAAACAGUGACCUGUUGCAGGUCACCUGCCUUGUCUGGUGACACUAUAUGUUUCCGGUAAAGACCCAGUUACUGGCUGUGUGUGUAUAAUGUGAGAAGAUAUGUGUGUGAGGAUUCUUCUCUCUCUGUCCAUUGCAGUACCGGACGUUUGACCCCUGCAAACAGCUGUGGUGCAGCCACCCUGACAACCCCUUCUUUUGCAAGACCAAGAAAGGGCCGCCCAUCGACGGCACCGUGUGUGGGGAUGGGAAGGUACAUACACGCACGCAUGCACACAUACACACACACACACAACCGCACACACACGCACCACCCUAAUGGUAAAAGUAAUACCUUCUGACAGUUUCUUCCCCUCUAUCGUCCUAUCACAGCACUGCUUCAAAGGUCACUGUAUCUGGCUGACCAUUGACAUGAUAAAGCAGGAUGGUGGGUGGGGCAUGUGGAGUCAGUUUGGGUCCUGCACUCGUACCUGUGGAGGAGGGGUGCAGUUUAGAACCCGUGAAUGCGACAACCCCAGGUACUUAAACAUUUUUUUACCCUAAAUAUUGAAAAAUCUACCUAGUAACACUUGUAUAGUAUCAUGGUGAAAAAGCAUUAGGACUUGUCCUAACAGAACAGAACAUAUUCACUGUUCACAUUUACCAAGUGAAACAUUUCUACAUUUCCCUGUCCUCCCCAGGCCUGCUAAUGGAGGUCGUACCUGUCUGGGUGCUAACUACCAGUUCCAGCUGUGUAACAGCCAGGAGUGUGAGGAGCUGUACAGUGACUUCAGGGAGGAGCAGUGCCGUAGCUUGGACCCCGAGUUUGAGUUCCACAACAACAAGCACCACUGGCUGCCUUAUGAACACACCGAACGUAAGUAUCCUACACACAGACUUCACCAAAUGGUGGGUUGGGAGCCACUAGUGGGCAUAAGUCAGCAGAUGUUGUGUGUGUGUGUGUGUGUGUGGGGGGGGGGGGGGGGGGGUUAUGGUCACCGACAGCUGGUUUCCUGCUGACCAGUGUGAAAGCACCCAUCUUAAAAAACAGAACCCUUGUCUUUGAACCUUUCUAAAACAACAACCCGUCUCCAAGACCCCUUUUAAAAAAACACUAUCUUCUAUCUUUGACCUAUCUCACUCCGCCUAAUCACACUGACGUAAUCUGAGGUCUUUUCCAACCUGUCUGUGUCGGUCGGUCAGUGUGCCGGUUGUUCGGUCGAUGUGUCGGUGUGUCAGUCAGUGUGUUGUUCGGCGUCUCGGUCGGUCGGUGUCGGUCGGUGGUUCUCUCUCUCUCUCUCUCUCUCUCUCUCUCACUCUCUCUCUCUCUCCCUCCCUCCCUCUUUCCUCAGCCAGUCAGCUGUUGUGACUCACAGAACAUAGCCAUACUGCAUGUGUUUAAACCAUCAGAACUCAGAAUGGGAUUCCCAUAACAUCCCUUCUUUCUCUUCAUCUCCAAAAACGCCCUUUCGUAAUCUAUAAGUGUGAGUAUGUAUUUGCAGUGUGUGAGGCUUGCGGAUCCAGUCCCCAUGCUAAAUAGUUUUUCUCCACAUUGUCAUUUCUAAAUGCCAUCCUUUUGAGCAAGGCCUUCCCAGGGUCUGUAUUUGACCUCAACUUACUCAAGUAUGCGCGGGCGAGAGAAACAGGGGAAGAAAGAGAAGGGGGAAAAGGGAGAGGUAAGGAGAGAGGUUAGAAUGAAUUCCAUUAGUGUGUUGUCAUCUCCAGUGUUAAAGAGAUAGUGUGAGAGAACAGAAGUGAGUCUGUAUGAAAAUCUAGACUUUGCUCCAGAUCUAAUAAUUGAUUACGCCUGUUGUAAAAUACUGUUGAUGUUGUGUUUCUAGCCAUCAACAUCCUCCUAACAAUGCUCUACAGUUCAAAAACACACGUUUUACAAGUGUUGAUUGUUCCAGCUACUUUGGUCAUCCAGGGUCCAGCUGGUCAGGGCGAUCAGUCGGCCCCUCUCAACCAGAGAACUCUCUCUCCCUCUAGGAUGAUCUGUGGCGUCAGGCCCCUCUCUGUGGACUCUGGCUGGAGGAGUGAGGGAGUGAGGGACUGUGUAUUGGCAUAGCAUCACCAUGAGUCAAUGAGAACUCACAAGUGUUUCUAAUACUUUGUAAUAUCAGUAAGGUAAUCACAGUGCAUUCUGAACAUUGCAUACCGAAGACAUAGUUAGAGUCAUCUAAGCUCGGUUCCCGUGUGGCUCAGUUGGUAGAGCAAGGCCCUUGCAAUGCCACGGUUGUGGGUUCGAUUCCCACGGGGGACCAGUACAAAAAUGUAUGCACUUAGUCGCUCUGGAUAAGCGCGUCUGCUAAAUGACUAAAAUGUAAAUCAUAUAGGGAUUCUGUGGCUUCAAGGUUGAGUCAAUCCUUGGGCAAUUUGUUUUGCAGCAAGUAGACAUACACAAUGAACGGUCAAAUCCACAUAAAUACCAAUCUUGCAUGCAAGACUUUAUAGCUAUUGCAUAGUCGGUGUAUACACACGUCUGGCUCGGGAGGUUACAGAAGCACAUACAGACUAGACAGAGAUCCUCCAUGGCCUACACAAAGGGUAAAUAACUCUGAGCUGUAUCCUUAUUGUAGGGGAUAUAUGCUGGGCCUGCCUUGUACUCCUUUAAACCUCCCCCUCCCCUCCACGUACAUGUGUUUUCUCUGCAGACUGACCCUGUGAUUUACCUAUAUAGUAUAUAUCCACAUCCCUUUACAGCCUGUUUUGUAAUACUGUCAGAUAUAGUCACAUUAUAUACACACUCAAACUGCAGGACAACAUGGGAAAAGGAGAUGAAGCUUGGCAAAAUUAGGGCUCUGUGUCUUAAGACAAUGUUUCUGUAUGGUUCUGUUCUACUAACUAUGGAUGUAAAUAAAGUAUUGUAACGUGUGUGUGUGUGUGUGUGUUGUGCAGCUAAGCAGCGCUGCCACCUCCAUUGCCAGUCCAAGGAGACCCGAGACAAGAUCAACAUGCAGAGGCUGGUCCAAGACGGCACGCGCUGCUCAUAUAAAGACCCCUACAGCGUGUGUGUGCGCGGGGCCUGUGAGGUUAGUGUGUGUGCCCAUAAAUAUGUCAGUGUGUUUGUUUUUAAAUAUAUGUAGGGUUACAAAAAAAAUUGCAACCCUAAUUAUGUGUGUGUAACUGUGUGAGGUGUGCGUCAGUGUUAAUAACUUUGUGAAGUUUAUGUGUGUGUCCAUAUUUACUCUAGUUGUGUGUGUGUCUGUGCAUGUGUGUGUGUGUGUGUGUGUGUUUGUGUGUGUUGCAGAAAGUGGGCUGUGACAGCGUGGUAGGGUCCUCCCAACAGGAGGAUAAAUGUGGUGUCUGUGGAGGAGACAACUCCAGCUGCAAGAUCAUCAAGGGCAACUUCACCCGCAGUGCCAAGAAACAAGGUACACACACACACACACACACAGGCACACACACACACACACACACACACUCACACACAAACACACACACACACUCACACCACUGUGGCAGACUGAGACCAAUGAGGUAAUAUGUAGCUGAGUUGUCAGACCCUGGAACAUGAAAGUGCAUGAAAACAGUGCAGGAAGUGAGAUAGAUGAGGUUGUUUUCCUGGUCUGAGUCCUAUUCUGAUGAUGUGGUCACAACUUCACUGGAUAUCUAACUAAAGAGCCCCCUCUACUGGUCACAUGGAGAGCUGGGCCCAAAUCAACAAAGCCUCUCCGAGUAGGACUGCUGAUCUAGGAUCAGUUUCGCCUUUUAGAUCAUAAUGAAUAAGAUUAUAUGGACUGAUCCUAGAUCAGUACUCCUACUCUGAGACGCUUUGUGGGUUUGGCCCUGGCCAGAAUCAUGUCCUGUUCAAAGCAUUACCAUAUGAGCAGGAUCACCGCCCAACGGUGACGUAAACACUAUACCAUGACCUCAUAUUAAAUAAAUAUCAUCCAGCUGAAAUAAGGAAAAAAACUAAUUUUGAUGCAUUUCCUGGAAUUGACUGUUGUUGACCCUGGCUGGCAAAACUAAGAGCAGUUAAAAUUGUAUUUGAAGCAAGUGAGGGCACAGAAAUGAACCCUGUGCACAGAAAUUAACCCUGUGCUCCUCAGACGAACAAUAAAGUUGAAUGAAAAUGUAUCCUGACCAAGUUGAAAAGAUGUCUCCUCUGAGGGUGUCUGGACCUCAGGGAAAUGUGGUGUUUUCAUUUCAGGUUUCCUCAAAGUACUUGAAAUCCCUCGAGGGGCGAGACACCUACUGAUCCAAGAGAUUAAGCCAACCGCACACAUCCUAGGUAUGAAAUAUGUGCGUGUUUGUGAAUGUGUGUGUGUGGGUGGGUGUGUGUGUAUGUUUGUGUGUGCGUGCCUGCGUGUGUGAGUGUGUGUGUAAGCGUGAGUAUUCCAGUUUAUAACUCCACCUCCCUCCCCAGCGGUGAAGAACCAGGCAUCAGGACAGUUCUUCCUGAAUGCGGAGGGAGACCUCCCAGAAUCCCGUGCGGUCAUAGAGAAGGGUGUGGAGUGGGAAUACAUGAAUAAUGACCAUGACAAGGAGACACUACAGACCAAUGGACCACUCAGACACGGGGUCCUCAUCAUGGUACACACACACACACGCACAUACAAGUCACAAAACACACACUAAAUUCUUACCAUAUAUUAUUGUUAUAGCUUAAUAUUGAUGGUCCAGAAUUACGAAACCGCUACCUUUGAGUUUAUGACAUUUCCAGUCCUGACUUUUGCUUCAUACAUAACACCUGUACUAAUAUGAUUGUGCUGUUGUUUCCCUGUGUCCAGGUGCAGUCCCAUGGAGAUGCCAAGGUGACCCUGUCCUAUAAGUACAUAAUCCACAUGGACCUGCUGUCUGCCAUAGAGAACAACAUGCUGCUGGAUGACACCUCCUUCUACGAGUGGGCCCUGAAGAAAUGGUCCUACUGCUCCAAGCCCUGUGGGGGAGGUAUUUUACCGUGACACCGCUAGCACAGGAAGACACCGGGGGACUGGGGAACAUGGUAGGAGAUUUGGAUGUGGAGAUCUUUGUCUAACAGAUGUUUGUGUGUGUCCUGCCUGAAAAGGUAAGCAGUAUACCCGGUACGGCUGUAGAAGGAGAGCGGACAGUAAAAUGGUCCACCGACGCUACUGUGAGAACAUCAAAAAGCCUCGCGCCAUCAGCAGAGACUGCAACCAGAAGGAGUGCUCCCAGCCCAUGUACGUAUGGAUAUGUUUGUGUGGUUAAUUUUCAUGUUUACCACGAUCACCACAUGUUUACAUAGAGGAUGGCCCUGUUCCAUUUCACUCCUUGGUCCCUACACUGAACCUGUGAACACCAAAGAGGUUGGAGUGUAAAGGGCUAGUGACCGAAAUGGAACCAGGCCUAGAGGUAUGUUUUUGUCUGUACCUCCCUCUAACUCCCUCUUGUUCUUUGUGUCUUUGUAGCUGGGAGGAUGGUCCGUGGGAGCCGUGCAGUAAGACGUGUGGUAAAACAGGGUACCAGAUGAGGUCCGUUCGCUGUGUUCAGCCCUUAGACAAUGGCAACAAGCGCUCCAUUCACAGCAAGUACUGCAAUGACGACCGGCCUGAGGCACGCAGGCCCUGCAACAGAGAGCUCUGCCCUGCACAGUGGAGAGUAGGGCCCUGGUCACAGGUAAGGAUGGAGUGCUGGGGGUAGAGGGGGGUUUUGGUCGAUGAAUACAUAGGGCUAUAUGGGUGUAUUAUUUAGUUUGUAUGCAUGUAGAUGUGUGGUAUGGAGUCUGUGUGUGUGUAGGUGUGUGUGUGUGUUUAUGAUGUUGGAGGUUGUUGUGUAUAGCCUAUUCUCACACUUUUCCUCUGUGCUCGUGUGACCACAGUGCUCGGUGACAUGUGCCAAUGGGACACAGCAGAGGCUGGCGUUGUGUCACACGCGUGACAACACCAUCGGUCUCUGUCUGGACAGCAAGCCAGACACCAUACGCAUUUGUCGCCUGGCGCCCUGUCCCAGUGAGUAUUAUGGCCUGGCCCCAUUAUGCUAUACACAACGAUUUAUUUUUAAGAAAUCAGUGGAGAGUAUAAGUCUCUCCUGAUGAACUCAUACUAAUUUUCCUCUCUGAUGUUAUUCCCUCCUUUCUCUAUCUCCAGGAGGCUCGUCGGACCUGAAUAACAACGGCAACAUCCUGAUCCAGUGGCUGUCCCGUCCCGACCCAGACUUGCCCUACCAGAGGAACAGCUCACGUAAAAAACCAUCCCUUUAUAGCUCUGGGCCCGGCCUCCGGUGCAUGGUGGUCCUGACCUGGACCUUGCCCUCUCUCUCUGUCCUCUUCACCCUGCAACAGGCCUGGGCUAGGGGCCCCGGGGGCAGGCUCACCCCCUGACCACCCCCAACCCCUCCCCCCGUGUCCGUGCCUGUGGCCGCGCCCGCGAGGGAGCGCCAGCUUUUCGCUUCUCUUUUGGGGCGUAUGUGUCUCUCUCGCUCUGUGUCUGAGACAGCUCUGAUUGGGGGAGGUCUCUGGCUCCUGUGUGCUGAUUGGUUGGUUGGUUCUCUCUUGCUCUGUCUCUCUAUUCUCUUAUCUCUCUCUCUCCUUUGUGGAGCAUUGUGUUGUAACCGCUGGCCAGUCGAAACUAAAAAGAAAAACAUUUAAACAUUGAAGAGAAGGUGGAAAUGGAACAAGGCGAGCAGGUUUGAUUAGCGGCUCUUAGUGGCGUGGAUGAGCCAGUGAGUCGUGAGAGGCCCCUCUGUUUGGCGGCCAUGUUUUGCGCGAGCUAGCUGCGAGUCAUCAUGGUUCACGCUCCUGAGAUGAGGGUGCAAUUUUUUUGUCACCGGUCCGUCAUCGUUUGGGGGGCGACAAGUGUGAAAAUAACGAAGAGAAGAAAAAAAAAAGAUUAAAAAAAAAAAACUUUAAAAAAGCUUUAUUGUGAAUGUGAUCUUGUCACAAUGAGGACAUCUUUGCUAAAGUGCUCAUCUCACAUCCUGGUUCCAUCGUAGAAUGAGAACAAAGAUUUAUCUCGUUCUAGGUUCCAUUCUCAGACUGACAGGAAUUCAGCACAGGGACGGGAGUUGACACAAACAAACACUUUUUAGGAUUAUUAUAUACAGAGCUGUUGGGUGAAGAGGCCAAGAGUGCAGAAGAGUAAAAUGCUAAUAAAACAGGGUAGUUUUACCAUGUGAGGUUGCUUCCCAUUUCACCACCUCAUCAACCAUCCUCUCUUUGACUGUUAUAUUAAAGUUCAAUAAAUGCAGCUUAUUUGUGCUUGCAAACUUUAAAACAAAUACAUCUAUAAAUAUAUUUGUAUUUAUAUCUAUAAAUAUAUUUGUAUUUAUAUUUAUAUAUAUAUAUAUAUAUAUAUAUAUAUAUAUAUAUAUAUAUAUAUAUAUAUAUAUAUAUACAUCUCAAAUCUAUAUGAGUAACAAUAAUAUGAAUAAUAAUAAUGUUUUACCAUGAAUAAGCUGUAGCUUAUUUGCCUAAACCUACGGACUGCUAUUGAUCACUUCGAUCCUUGACUGUUAUGUGUAUUUUUUUAUUGAUUUUACAUGAACACAGAAGUAAAUAUUAAAAAAUAGUAAAGUGUUAGGGGGGAAGGGGGUAUAGACCUAUAUUAUGCAGGACUUGGUCAGUUAGUUGCCUCUCCAUUUUCUCAGAUGGAUAAGUGGUUUACUGUUGCUUGUUAUUUUCUUUAGGGAAAGGAUCACGUUUUUGUCAUUCACAUUUGCAUCCCUUAGCCGUUUGAGCUCAUAUGAGUGUGUGUGUGUGAGUGUGUGUGUGAGAGAGAGAGUGUGUGUGUUUGCGUGACUGUGUGUGUGUUGAUGCGUGUCUGUGCAUGCUUGUGUGUGUGUGCAUAUGUGAGUGUGUGUGUUCAUGCAGGCUUCUCAUAGACAUACAACUCUGAUACAGAAAUACCUCAUAAACCUUCAUUUGAAAAUCAUCAAAUUUUGUUUUUCCUUUUGUGAUGAACAAUAAACACAUGAACAAUGCCUUAUCUUGGAUUGAAUGUAAUGGCAUUUAUCUGUGAAAGAGAUGGCUUUACUCAUCAAAACAUGUAUUAAUCACUUAGAGGCAGCUUCAAACCAACAAGCAAACUCACACGAAAACCAUCAGAACCUACAACAAACAUAGGGUUUGGAACUUGGUCUGACCACUGGCGUACGGUUUACAAAGGGCCUAGGGUAUCGAUCGACACACUGACGACGGCAUCUAGAAAAACACAUCAGGCUUGUCAUUGUAUUGUGAUCACAUGUUUCUGUUGUGAUAAUGUAGCAAGCUAUCUGAGGUUUCGUGCUGGAGUCGGACGGUAGGAGGCCAAUGAUGCCAGACCUUGCAGUGCGAUACUGUAUAUAACAUUGGUGUUGACUGUGUUUAAUAAUGUUCAUGACUGUUAUCUUAUUACUUAUGGAAAAAAUAUAUAUAAUAUUCUAUACUAUGGGUAACUGUUUCGUGGCUUCACUAGCCUGAUGGGUGGGGCUGGCUGACGUUGGGCUGACGUUGGAUUGACGUUGGAUUGACGUCGGGGAAACAUUCAGAAGGACUAUGUGCACUGCGUCUAUAUGCACUUUGAUUUAUCAGGGAAAAAUGUAUUAAUGUUUUGUAAAUGUUUCAUAUGACACUUAAACGUGCCAUUCCAGUUUUUACGUCAUUCAUCAUGGAUAAUUCUGUAUUUUAUUUAUUCAACUUCAAAAUCUAUGUAUUCAUUUAUGUAAUUUAUUAAUUUUACUUAUUAUCAAUUGAUUAACUAAACUGAUUGAUUGGUUGAUUUCCAAGUAAUGAAGUGUUUUACCAAAGUGACUGUGAACUUGUACCUUUCGAUACAGUUUAUUUAUUUUUCUUAAGAAAAUAAUAUAUCUAUAUAUUGAGGAGAGAGUACAUCUCAUUGUUUCAGUUCCUGUCAUUAUCAACUGCAAAGUUGUAUAAAUAAAAAAAUAUUUUAAAAAGCGCUCUCACUCUCUCUCCUCCUGAGUUUGUGAUGGUUUGACUUUGUGUGAGGAGGAGCACAUCACAAGCUUCAAGUGGAACUCAACUCAAAGAUUGAUCCAACCUUACAAAGGCUUAAACAUUGUCUAAUAAAGUGAUAAUGCCAUGAAAGUAAUAAUGAAAGACAGAUUAAAUAAGAUCCGCCCUCUUGCAUUAGAAAUAUUAAUAAAGUGAUAUUGAUGUAAUAAUCUGAAACUAAUAAAGAAGACAGAUGAGAUGUCAGAAAAUGUCUGUUUGGUCUGAAGAGCCAGGUUACUGUUCCAGCACCACAACACAAGAGCCCACUCCACUCUUCUUCAGUUGCUAUAGACUAAUCUAUUGACUCUCUGCUGUCGAUGCUGCUUGGGUUUCCUUCUUCGUCUUUUUCCAUCCUGCGCUACCUGCUAAUGGUCUGGCUUUACUACCUAUACUGCUUUACUCUGCACCGUGUGUAAACAUACACACACACACACACACAUACAUACAUACAUACAUGCAUAUACUCAUGCACACACACACAGCUCCAUCUCCAGUCUGGCCCAGUCUCAGCUCUGUGUUCUCUCGCCCACAGGCAAGCAGCGUUGUCAUGGAGACAGGUCAGUGUUCUGUCGCAUGGAGAUGCUGAUCCGCUACUGCGCUCUGCCGGGCUACAAGCGCAUGUGCUGCAAGUCCUGCAGCAACGUGACUGACAGAAGCCUGACCACCAGCGCCCCGCCCCAGGUCACAGCUCGCCCGCUGCCUCGCCCCCUGCCUCGGCCUCGGCCUCUGCCUUGGCCCAAGGACAACAACACCCCCCUUCAGCCCACAGUUCAUCCAAGAAGAACUAUGCAUAUACCUUAUACCACGCCACGCCCGAUGAGCACAACACACACCUAUACAACACCCCACCCAUACUUCACCACAUACCCCAUCCCCAUACACAUGACCCCAGAGCACAGUGUGACCCCCAGAGACACAACCAGAAGUUACCCCUCCUUCACCCUCUCCACUAGCACCAGCAUAUACACUACAACUCCCAGCAACCUUUUCACUGACUCAACCGUUAACAUCACCUUUAUCAGCAACGACACCACAGUGACCCCCAUUCACACCUAUGACAUAACAGGGGCAGAAACCACAACUCCCAGCAGCCCAUACUACAUGGAUGAUGUCAUAAAGCCAACUGAAACCAACUACUUUGAAGAUGUGACAUCACCCAGUGGAACCAUCCCAUACACUGAUGUCACAAUGUCCAGCGGUGGUGAUGUCAUAAUACCUAGUGGAACCGUGUCCUAUGGCACUGAUGUCACAAUGCACAGCGGAACCACACCAUAUGGUGAUGUCACAAUGCCAAGUGGAACAAUGCCUUAUGAUGAUGACAUCACAGUGAUGACAGUGAUGAUUCCUACAGUCCCCAGGGAUGACAUCAUAGAUAUGACCACCCUUGAUUGGCCGGAGACCACAGAGUACAUAUCUGUAAGUUCCACUGUUCCCACUACAACCACGGAAGAGCCAACAACAGAGUUAAUGACAGAGCAAAUGACAGCCCCGCCUCCCACAACUACCAUCGCCAUGACGACAACAACAACAACCACCAAAAAGACCAUGUGGUCGCCAAGCCUCCAGGAGGAGACCAGCGAAAACAACUCCAUUGACGUUCCCUACAACCGGAUCAUCGGAGUAGACAACGUCAUCUCCCAAAACAACCUGAUCCCCAGACGGAGCCGCGUGUUCCUCCAGGAGAGAACACGGAACAAACGCAUCCAGGAACUCCUGGAGGAGAAGAGGAACUUUCUGUUGAGGAUGAAGCGGGCCCAGAGUGGUGCUGCU
Molecule: messenger RNA, 30093 nt
Organism: Coregonus sp. 'balchen'
Lineage: Eukaryota; Metazoa; Chordata; Actinopteri; Salmoniformes; Salmonidae
Source: the annotation of a GenBank genome assembly